Ceratitis capitata (Mediterranean fruit fly) is the source of this 730-nucleotide messenger RNA. RefSeq lists its product as uncharacterized. The record is from RefSeq and is a predicted model, not a curated record. NCBI's taxonomy places the organism in Eukaryota, Metazoa, Arthropoda, Insecta, Diptera, Tephritidae. Bases 353 to 676 code for a protein of 107 amino acids. The transcript has 3 exons.
AGAGUGACAAAUUUCCCAAUUUUUUAGCAGAAAAAAAAGAGAGUUGUAAAAAUUGUGUCAUAACGAUAAACUUGUAUAUCUUCUUAUUUAUAUUGAUAAUAAAUAAAUAAACAUGCAAUAAUAAUAAUAAUAAAAUGAUAAGUGUAGCGGUAGCAGUCGCUACAGAGUGAAUUUAAUAAAUUAAUUGCUUUAUAAGGUGUGAAUUCUUAAGCUGAAAUCCAUAAACAACUAAGUUGGCUGAAACAGAAAGUGUUGGAAGUGAAAAGCCGGCAAUUUUUAAUUGACUAACUUCUACUAACAACGCAAAUUUUGAAUUAAAGAAAAUCUUCAAUAUUUCAAAUAAAGCACCGAAAUGAAAAUUAUUUUGACGCAGUUGUUGUUUCUCUCAUUGUUUGCAAUGCAUGCAACAAGUUUACCCAGGGAAUCGGUGACAAUGCAACACGCUUUAGAACCACGCCAACAGGCAGCCGCGGUCGCUGUGGUGAACGAGAGCAGCAAGCCGGCUGCAGCAGAGCCAGCAGUUGUGGUUGAUGCGGUGCAGUUAUCACCAUCGUCAGCGGAUCAGCUUCCGUCCAUCGUUAAAGGUGAGUGCGUCAACGUAGGAGAAAAUUGCAGUUUGCCUGACGAAUGCUGCACGAAGCGGUGUCUCACCUAUGCUAAGAAGUGUGUUACGUAAUUUUAGGAAUAAUAAAAGAAAUAAAAUCUAAUGUUUAUAAAAGUAAAAAAUAAA